Molecule: messenger RNA, 381 nt
Organism: Spodoptera littoralis (African cotton leafworm)
Lineage: Eukaryota; Metazoa; Arthropoda; Insecta; Lepidoptera; Noctuidae
Source: the annotation of a GenBank genome assembly
AUGCUUGCGUUGUGUUUCGUCGUGUACAAAGUGGCGCAGACAGUGUACCUGCAGACGCAGAUACUGGACAAGGACGUCUCCAGCGCCGAGCUCAAGUUACUGACUCUGGCCGCGCGCAUACAGGACGCAGAGCAUACGCUGCGACACCAGCUCACUGAGCAGGCCGUGGUAAACUCGUCGAAAGCAGAUACAAGCGGAGAGAGCACAAGAGAGGCUGGAGGAGGAAACGGUCAGAAAAGCAACGGAGCGGGCGCAGUGAGCGCGCGCGGCGCCGGCAUCCGCGCGCUGCUCGCCGCGCACGGCGACCUCGCCGCGCAGCUCCGCGCCAACUCCUCCACGCUCGCGCACCUCGCCGACCUGGCGCACUCCCUGCAGCCCUAG